CGGAGAGUUUAUUAAGGUGUUGUGGCCGCCACUGACAUCUUGUCUGAUCUUAAACUGCAGGCACUCUAAUUCUGACCUUAGUCUUUCGUUAGCAAUGCGCUUUUACGCCUCGUUUUCGCUGGCCAUUGGGCUUGUGGCUGCUAGCCCUUGCAAGCCACCAUCUUCCACCGUUGUCUCAGAUGUUAUUUCAUCAUCUGUUGCGACCGAGACUUCUAGUACUCUUACUGAGUCUGCUUCUUCCACGGUUGAUUCCACCGCGACUACCGCCGAGACCGAUGUAGCUGAAACCUCAACCUCGGCUCGUUCUACCGUAAUUGAGACUUCGACUGCAAUCGGUUCAACGAGCACCGAUUUCACUGAAGUCAGCAUCUCAACAACUGAGUCCUUGGUCGAGCCAACUUCUACUGCUACAACUUCUGAAGCCGCUACCUCAGUUGACACGACCACAGCCCUCACAACAGAGGCUUCAUCAGUCGAGACAUCUACAGCUGCCGCAACCACCACUUCCGAAGAAGCAGGCCCAACGGGCUACUUCCUCGUCGCGGGUGAAGGUCCAGCUCUCGGAGGCAAAGUCAAGUCCAACGGAGACACCUUUACUCCUAUGGUAUUCGGUGACCGGGGCUCGACUUUCAACCCCGUCCGAUUCCUAGUUGACGAGACCACCGGAGAGCUCCAGCAAGAUGGCGUGCCCGUCUGCGCAUACCAGCAGGUCGGGUUACCUUACGCCCUGAUUACGCGGUGCGAAAACGCCAAUCUCUACUACGGCAGUGUCCCCCUCAACUGUGCACAGUUCGAAGGUCCUGGCACCUCUAUCAGAUGCAGUGCUGUGAAAUUGGACUGCUGGCCAACUGGACCGGGCUCUUCCCAGGCGUGUACGAGGUCAAUGGACCCCGAUUGGGACACCUUCUUUAUCACUAAUAGUGGUGAUUAUAUCUGGUAUCUUAGCUCGGGGACUCUGCAGAAUGACUUCAUGACCACUGUUGAAGUGUUUGUUGAUCAUGUUGAGGUCAGCGCUCCCGUACAAACAUGAUUGACGAUCCGAAUCGAAGGGAAUUGAAAUUGGAUCCGAGACAGAUCGGGCUAGCCAUAUAGUACUGCAUUUUAUUCUCCACCAUUUGCCAUAAAGCUGUAGGGUAACCCAUUGACUAUCGUUCAUUCAUGAAAUCG
Molecule: messenger RNA, 1167 nt
Organism: Fusarium oxysporum Fo47
Lineage: Eukaryota; Fungi; Ascomycota; Sordariomycetes; Hypocreales; Nectriaceae
Exons: 2
Coding region: 95-1030 (311 amino acids)
Source: RefSeq, a predicted model, not a curated record